AUGAUGGAGAUGGAGGAAUUGGAUCCUUUGCCAAUUGAAAUUGAAAAGGUUAAGCAAAUCGUUGAUUAUCAAAUCUAUAUAAAGUGCAACAAAGUGGGUCAUUCAUUGCAAUCUGAAUAUGAGAAAGCCUUAAAAGAUUAUAUCAAUUCAUUAGUAGUUCCUGCAUUGAGGGAGAAAGAAGAUGAGUUUCUUUUGGCAGAAGUUGUAAAGGAAUUGGAAUUUUACAAACAAAUGGUUACAAUUCUAUCCAAAUUUGUGUCUUUUCGUUUAACCAGUUCGAAUUAUUCAAUAAUAGUCUACAAUGAGGGUUUGUACAAUGAGGGUUUGUACAAUAAUGUGCUGGCUACUAUGAUGGUUCAAAUUAAUAAAAUGCGGGAAGGUGAGAGCAUUCUUGAUGGGACUUUAUUGAAGAAUGUUGUGUGUAUGGUGUGGGAUUUGGGAUGGACUACUAUAAAGAUUUUGAAGUCGCCGUUUUCAAAAAAACCUGCAUUUACUAUUCUAGAAAGACUACUUCAUGGAUAUGUGAGUAUUCUUGUCUAG
Molecule: messenger RNA, 540 nt
Organism: Cryptomeria japonica (Japanese cedar)
Lineage: Eukaryota; Viridiplantae; Streptophyta; Pinopsida; Cupressales; Cupressaceae
Product: cullin-1-like
Exons: 1
Coding region: 1-540 (179 amino acids)
Source: RefSeq, a predicted model, not a curated record